Ailuropoda melanoleuca (giant panda) is the source of this 9666-nucleotide messenger RNA. RefSeq names its product zinc finger protein 831 (gene ZNF831). The record is from RefSeq and is a predicted model, not a curated record. The coding region runs from base 430 to 5433 and encodes 1667 amino acids. Lineage: Eukaryota; Metazoa; Chordata; Mammalia; Carnivora; Ursidae. The transcript has 6 exons.
CUUCCUAUUUCUGAGCCAGCCCGGGUUUCGUCUCUGCUCGAGUCUCCUCCACGCUGCUCAAAAUGCUGCUUUUCUCAGUUAAACACAGAGUUGAUUCAAAGGCCAAGCAAUGGGGAGCCGUCCCCUUUUGCUUUAUUUUCUGAGAUGCAGGGAGCAUCUCUCUGUGCUUUGAGAUGCUGCCUGCAGAAUGGGGAUGAUGGAAGAUGCCUCAGACACGUUCUCAGCAAAGAGUCGCAAACUCCCUACAUGGAGUGGGAGGAGGGUGUUUGAUCCCCUCUGUCCUCAGAGGGGCCAGCCCACAGGUCUUUUCUGGAACUAUGGAUAUCUUCUCAGUUUCUGGCCAGGUCAUUUGUGUUUGACUUGGAGCAUCACUGGCUGAAAAUCAUCAUAAAGGUCGCCAGGCAUCCUGGACCACCCAGAUGAUGCAGGAUGGAGGUGCCAGAACUCACUCGCCCUGCCUUGCCUGCCAGAGACCAGCCAGCUCCUGCUCCUGGACGCCCAGGAGCCCUAGGUGGGCAGGUGUCACCUCACCUGACCCUGGGCCCUGUCAUUCUGCCACCAGAGCAGGGUCUGGCCACUACCGUGUUCCUGAAGGCCCUGCCCAUCCCAUUGUACCACACAGUGCCUCCGGGGGGCCUCCAGCCACGUGCCCCCCUUGUGACGUGCAACCUGGAUGGGGGCGGCGUACCCUUUAUUCUUAGCCCCCUGCUGCGGCCUGAAGGGCCGGGCCCUACCCAGGUGGGGAAGCCAGCAGCCCCGGCACUCACCGUGAACAUUGUGGGCACUCUGCCUGUCCUGUCGCCAGGCCUGGGACCCAUGCUGGGGAGCCCUGGCAAGGUACGGAAUGCCGGCAAGUACCUUUGCCCACACUGUGGCCGGGAUUGCCUGAAGCCCAGUGUUCUGGAGAAGCACAUCCGAUCCCACACGGGUGAGAGGCCCUUCCCGUGUGCCACCUGUGGCAUUGCCUUUAAGACCCAGAGCAACCUGUAUAAGCACAGACGCACCCAGACCCACCUCAACCACUCUCGGCUUUCCUCGGAGUCUGAUGCAGGUGGGGGCAGCCUCCUGGAGGAGGGGGACAAGGCUGGAGAGAGCUCCAGAGCAGAUGGCAUGGGGGACAGCAACAACCAGAGGGUGGGUGGUGGGGCCCGAUCGGAGAGACCCCUUUCUCCAGGCACCCGGGGUCCUGGGCACUGCCCAGCGCCAGCCAUGCACCUGUCUUCUGUUGCCAAGACCCUGGGUCUGAAGUUAGAAGCUGUUCCCUGUCCAGGGUCCACAUUUGCUGACAGAGAGACCCCCGUGGACUCUGCCCACACGGCCUCCCCUGGGCUUGCCCUGGCUGGCUCCCAGCCGAGGUGGAAGCUGCCAGAGCAGACGUCCCCGACUGCUGGCCGGCCGUGCUCCCUGCAGCAGCAGCAGGUGGCCACGUCCUCAGAGAAGCCCUGGGAUGCCAAGGCCUUGGAGGGCCGGCUGCGGAAGUGUGAGAGCACUGACUCGGGCUACCUGUCCCGCUCCGACAGCGCAGAGCAGCCUCCAGCCCCCGGCAGCCCCCUGCACAGCCUGUCUGAGCACAGCGCCGAAUCUGAGGGGGAGGUGGCCCUAGGGCCCGGGGGGCCCGGCCUCCAGCUGGAGAAGAAGCAUCUGGAGGAGCGCAUCGCCUGGCUUAUCUCCCACAAUCAGGCUGUGGUGGACGAUUCCCAGCUGGACAAUGUGCGGCCCCGCAAGACGGUCCUGUGCAAGCAAGGCAGCAUCGACCUGCCCAUGCCCUAUACCUACAAGGACUCCUUCCACUUUGACAUCCGGGCUCUGCAGCCCGGCCGGAGGAAGCCUGCUGCCCUUAGCUCGGCCCGUUCCACCUUCACCCCCCCAGACAAGGCACGGCCACUCUUUUUUCACUCCGUCCCCACUCAGCUCUCUACCACUGUGGCAUGCGUGCCCAUCACCAGGAGCAACUCACUGCCCUUUGUCGAGGGCACCAGGACAUGGCAGGAACCCCCGGACCCCCAGGUUGCCUGCCCCAGGAGGCAGAAGCCUCUGAGCCCCAGGCCUGCCCCUGCCCGACUGAUAGAUGUCCCCAGCAGCCACCCCCGGGCCCUGGUCAGACAGGCUGCAGUGGAGGACCUGCCAUGUCCCCCCACUGGAGACAGCCUGACCCCCGCAGAGGACCCGGAUGGAAGCACAGCUGCUGCUGGGGAGGGGGCAGCCAUCAAGGGCAGAGCAGCCAGUAAGAAGUGCAGCCAGAGGGAGCUGAAGAUGUUCUCCCAGGACAAGUGGCAGGUGUAUGGGAAUGAGACAUUCAAGAGAAUCUACCAGAAAAUGAAAAGCAGUUGCCAUGGAGGCAAGAAGGCAAAGGAGGUGACCGUGGGUAGUGGGACAGAGCUGGAUCUUCCUCUCCAGGAAGAGUUAGCAGGGAAUGAAGGCACAGUCCUGUCCCAGGAUGGGAGGACCCCUGUCCAUGGGGACACAUCUGUGGGGGCCAAGCCAGGGCCUUGCAGAAGCCCACUGGCCCCGGAGGGCUUCUUGGGGAUGGAGUCCCCCAAGCAGAGGGAGAUGGUGGCCAGAGCAGGAGGCAGUGACCAGCCCGGGGUGAACAGGGCCACUUCACCCCCCACCCUCAGCUGCAGAGAACCCCCCUGCUCUGGUGGCAAGAGCCCCCAGCUUUCUCCAAAUGGGAGGCUGAAGCCGGGGUGUCAACUGCCCCCAUCACCUGGUCCCCUAAAGGGAGGUGAACUAAAGGCUCCCAAGCUGGUUUUGUCAGACCCUAAGCUGGAAGGAGGCACCCGUGGUGGUGGGGACAAGAAGGAGACCUGUCAGUGGACCCAAACUGUGGCGAGACGGCCCAGUGGUGGCUCUGCGGAGCCCCAGCCCUCAGAGGACAAGCUUCCCUCAGAGAGAAAGAAGCUGAAGGUGGAGAAACUGAGCUGCCAGGAACAAUCAGAGCCUCUGGAAACAGAAAGAGAGGUCCCAGGCGGCCCCGUGCAGGCCACGUCCUCGACAUCUCAGAACCAGGACGGUGACCCUGGGGAUAAGCCAGGGGGGCUGCGUGAGAGUGCUGAUGGUGUGGUGAUGGGCAGGGCUGGGCAGCCGGGCAAGCCCUCGGGGCUUUCUGGCGCCACCUGUACUGCUCCUUCUGUGGCCCCAAGGCAGGUGGGGCUGAGGGAAGAGAGCUUGCCCUGUCCUGCAGCCGUGUCCCUUGGGCAUCAGUCCCACCUGGCCACUCAGGCCCCCAGUGUCCUCGCUGCCCUGGCAGACACUGCCUUCCCUCCCAAGUACCUCCUCAGGUUGCCUCAGGGAGAGACCUGCCCACCACUUCCCGGCCCCCCGGGGCCCGGACAAGGCCAGGACACUCUCUGCAGGAGACGGUGGCCUGAGGAAUGGGCAUCCUUUGUUGGGGCAGGGCCAGGGACCCUUCUGGCUCCCUGCCUGGCCUCAGGCUCGGCCCCCAGUGGGACAGACAGCUUCGAGGAGGACCCCGGCUGCUCUAGGCCGUGGCGCAGGAGAAAAGGGGUGCAGGGAGAGGAGAAAAGAGACUUGGACACUGGCACCCCAGCAGUGGGGCCGUCCCCUGGCUCAUCCACCGGUGCCCCCAGGGAGACAGCCUCCUUCCUGCCCACCCCAGCAUGUGCCACCUGGAAGACUGGGCCCCCUGACACCCAGCACCUCUGCACGGGCAGCUCUGUGGUGGGGACCAGGCCAUCUGGGGGUGUCCCGAGUCCCUGUGCACUCAGCAGGGAGUUAGGGGGACCUCCUGAGAAUGCCCUGGAAGACCCCUCCUUGGGGCCUCUGGCUGGGCUCAGUUCCUGCUGCUCCUCCCUCAUGGCCCCCACGCCCCCCGGCUGGCCAGAGCUGGCCUCGUGUACCCAGUCGGAGACCCUGUGGAGCUUCAGGGCCCAUGGCCCUUUCCCAUCAUUGAGGGCCGAGCCCCGACUCACAUGGUGUUGCUUGAGCCGAAGUCUGCCUUUGCCCACAGAGCAGAAAGAAAAGGCCGCUUCUGUGUACUUGGCACUGCACUUCCUUGGUGGCAGCCCCCAGGACAAGGGUCCAGACACCCAGCCCGUGAGCAGGGCGGUGGUGGGAGGACGGAUGAAGACGGGCCUGGGAGAAGGAGGGCAGGUCCAGACGUCAAAGCCCUCCUGCCCAGUGGCCUCAGGGAUGGUGUCCCAGGAGCGGGUGUCUGAGCCCGAAUGGAAGAAAGGACUGCCAUGGAGGAAGGCGAAGAUGUUUCGGGGGAGUGGCAAACAGAAGCUGAGCAUCCGUUCCAGAAGGUACAAAGGGACCUUCUUACAGAGCCGCGUUCAGCUCAGAGGGAGCAGACCUCGCAGACCACUCAGGGUGCUGAGAAAAGACCGCCACCUCCCCCCACUCGAGGGGCUGGGCCCACGCGGGACCCGCAGGCAGCCUCCUUCAGAAAUGGCAGGUCUGAAUCUGCAAGAGGAGCCAUCUCGUGCCUCUUCAGAAUCUCCUGUUGGUUGUGGGCACAGAGAGAAGGAGGAGGAGGAUGGCUCCAGACAAACCUCGGGAAGCUUCCCUCCCAGCACAAGUUCAGGGGCUGGCAGCGGAAUAGACCAAGUAACCAUGAAGGCGGUUUCUCCAGCUGCCGGUGGGCACGGUGACCGCUGCCCUCAGAACACUGCUGCCGGGUCAGGCCUGUCUGAGCACUCCGACUCCUGCGGGGCUGUGGCUGUGGCUGUGGCUGAUGACAGCCUUCCGUCUCGAGGCAGACGUCUCAGCCCAGGAUUGCUGGAGACCCAGCCGCUGCCCUCCCAGGAGCAAGGCUCAGUAGAUCCGACACCAUACAUUUUCUCAGAAGCUCAGGAGCCUUCUGCCUUUGAGUCCAAAGACACUUCUCCCCGCCGGGAUGUUGCCCCUUCUGUGGCUGUCCUUUGUGCUCCUCGGGAGACAGCAGGCCACACAACCCUGGGAAUUCACAGUGCAGAGCCACAAGACCACAGACCUGCAGGGGAGGCUCUGACACAAAGCUCCCCAGACAGAAAAGCUAGAGCAGAGGGCAGGUCACCACCAGUCCUGCCAGGGAGACCUUCGUCCGGGCAAAGAAUUUCAGGUUUGGUUUUAUGGGGGUCAACUGGAAAAACUCAUCUUGAAAUUCCAGCAUCAGGACCAGGCUCAGCUGGUUCAUACCAAGAGGAAGGGGAACACAAGACAUUUUUUCCUACUGGGGGACACUACGGGGGUGGGGAGAUGGUAGUCCCCUACCCUCCUUUAGGAAAUGACAGUAGGAAAUGUCGAGGCUCUGGAUUAACUGCUCUGAAGGAUCGUGUGGUUCCUUCUAACCCCGGGCAGCCCAGAGAGUCCCCUGAAGCCCCUUCAAAAACUGUCAAGAGGAGGGGUCUGGAAGGACUGAGAAAGCAGACUCGAGUGGAGGUCAGUGACACCAGCAGUGACGAUGAAGACCGCUUAGUGAUAGAGAUGUGAAGCUUCCGAUGCCUGUGGUCAGAGACCAAGCGCUGUCAGGCUGGUUGGACAGCAGAACUCUCUUUUACCAAGCACCUACAUCCGAGGAAAGCCAUCUGGGGAUCUUUCCAAGGCAUCCCCAGCCAACUCCAGCCCCCAAUCCCAGAAGCCCUUGCAGUAUACCAGGCGCCAGGCAGGGCAAAGGUAGCAACAGAGCCCAGUCUAAGAAUGCUUGGUGCACAAUGACUGCACUCGCCUCCCAGCCACGUCCUCUGCAUCAGCCCCCAUGGCCUCAUCCCAUAAGAUGGCAUUAACCAGGACAGCCACCACCGACAUACUUAUGUGCAAGGGAACCCAUAGAGUCAAGUUGACCAACUGCCUCCAUCAGUAAGCUGAGGGUUUGCUUCAAAGGUGGUAAGCACGUUUGGGUAAUUGGGGUAGCUUGUAGAGGAGAUGGGGUAUGAACGGGGCAUCAAGAUACAUCAGUUCACUCUGGAAACAAAAUCCAGAUUCAUUAAAAACUACAGUUUGGUUAGAAUAACUUGAGUCCUUAGUGGAAGUUGUAAAUAUACUUCAAAAUGCCUAUGAUCUAGUAAAAUGCUGAUUAUCUUUAAAUGUUACACCAGUGGUCAAUGCUUACGUAUGAUCCAAUGACACAAGCAUGUAGUGCUCUUGGGCCCAGUGCCUUUUCUGUUGAGACCUCUGAAACCCUCAGUUUUUUUAGCUCUUGCAAAGGAACGCUGUGUUAAAAGUUAAUAGAACAGUCUCUGUAAUGAGUCAUUUUUUGAGGGGGAAAAAUUCGCUUAUUUUUCUCUGAUUCUUUCUGUCAUAUUGUGCUCUGAGCAAUUUCAAUUAGAGGGUUACAUUUUAGUAAUCUCUACAGCUUAAAUUGAUGCCUGCUCAUCGUGACGGGAGCCUUUUAGAUUUCCUCCAGAAGCUUCAAGGAUACAAAACUAAUUGGAGUUUUGACGCUGUUUUACAUCUCAGUAAUUUUAUUUUGGGGGCUUGGUGUUACUUUGCUGUCAAAUUAAAUCAGCCUCUGUAUUGUGCAAGUCAGAACAGUACAGAUAAAAUUCCCCCGUAUUCCAAGCCAGUGCGCCCCUGUGCAGAAGAAAAUAGCUGAUCGACGUCAGCCAGCUCAGUGAGCGAAGCCUCAGAUUUACUGGGUUCUUCUCCUUCUCCUUAAAUGGGAGAGGAAAGACUUAGAGAUUUACACUGCUGCAUUUCAAUAAAAUUUUAUACUUGCUUUUGGUAUGAUUUUGUACAAUUUGAAAUUUAUAGCCAAGCUCUUUUGGCUUAGCUUUUGUUGUGAUGAUGCUCAUGUGACAUCUUGUACCUUCAGAAGCAGCAGCAAUGCACAGCAUCUCACACCCAUGAACACACUAAUGCAUCCUUGCCUGGGACUAAAGGUGGGCAAGUUUCAAGUAUCAUCAUGUGAGUUUUCCAAUUUUGGAGUUAUUCAUAGGAAACUUCAAUGCAAGACCUGCUUCCCCCGGUGACUUAGCAUAUAUGAGAUGCGCUCAUAAAUAUUCAAGUGAUUUCAAGCCCAGCCAAGUAAAACAUAAGAAGGGAGUAAAAGGAUGCUAGGUAUCCACUUUGUGUACUUUUUUUUUUUCAUUGUGUACCUUUUAAACCAAACAAAAGUGAUGUGGUGAUUAUCUACCUUUGAAUGACCCAUGCCCUUGUAAUGAGAGAGGAGGUCUAGGAAAGUGGCUGAGUCUUGGAGGGAGAUUGAAGGCCUGACUGUGUCCUUACUGAGCCGGGAAAUCUUGGGUAAGACACCUAUCCUCUGCACCUCAGUUUCUCCAGAUGAGAAUCAGAGUUGGACCAGAUGAGCUGGAUGCGUCUCCAGGCUCUAAUCCUUGUCAGGUGAGCUCCCUCUCCUUUACUUGUGGAGGUUUGGGGGCUCUGAGGUGGUCCCCAUGGGGAGGGACCUCCCACACAAGACAUUUCAGGGGGGACCAUGAAGAACUGAAGCAUCAACACCUUCAGCCAAGUAUUGCCAUGAAGAACGUGAGCUCAGAGACACUCCAUAUGAUUUUUUUCCUCGGAGUUGCAGAUUUGGGGUACAGUCAUCCAGUUUAUACACUUGGCUCAUAAUUCAAAAAUUGAAAGUGAAGCCAGAACACUGCCCUGUGAGGGGAAGACAUUGGCUGUGGGCUGGAUUGACUACUUUGGGGACACUGGUUAGGAGAAGAAAACUAUCUUCCAGAUACUUCUUCCCUGGUGUCUGCUAAGCUGUUAGCAGGAUCACUGAUCUAAAUCUGUAAGUCACAGCUCCAAAUAGCCCUGACCUCCAGAUGGUGGUGGGAGCUCUAUCCUUUUAAGAGCCACCAUUGCUGGCUGCCACAUCCCAUCCUGGAUCCAAUAUGGUGGAACAUUGAUUCUAUCUCUUUGACUCCCUGUGUCUCUCACCAAGGCGAUCAGGUUGCCAAGCCAUCCUGUCAGUUGGUCAUUUAGCAAUGGAUGGCAGUGUUUACAAGGGUACCUUACCUUAUAUCAGCAUGAAUUUGUAAAAAGCUGUAUUCCAAUGGAUUUUAAAAAAAUAUGUUGAGUGACUCUAGGGGAGUUGGCUAUUGGAAAUCAUCCUAAGGUAUAAUUUUUUUUUAUGAGGAAUCCUUUUAUAAAGCAACAAAUACUCUCUGAUUUUAUAAAUCUUAAUUUUCCAGUGGGGCUUCUUAAAGAGAAAUGCAGUCCUAGGGCUACAUUUAUCAGCAUUCUAGAACCCAAUUUGGGUUAUUGAAAAUAAAAUUUCAAUAUUAUCAAUUGAAAAUUGCUACAGUUUUUACUCUUCAGGUGCGCACUGUGUCAUGGUUAAGGGAAAACAAAUUCAUUUCAGAACAAGGCAAACUACAGUUUAUAGAUCAGGGACUCCUCCCUCUCCCUAGGGCUGUAAAUUUUAUUGUACCUUCAGGUAAGGGUCUUAACCAAUGGUGCUCAGCCUCUUCCGCUCCAAGGACGCUGGCAUAGACUAAAGUCAAGUGCACUUUGAAUUCUUUGCUGUUCUGUCAGGGCAAGGUUUGCAAGUGCCCUGGCCCGUAACACUCAAGGCUCACCACCUGGUUUAUCUCUCCAGCUGUACCUACACCUGGCCAGACAUCUCUUGUUAAAGAUGCGUGGAGGAAAGAGGUUUCACCUUCCCCCUUGGCAAUCUGUACUGUUAAAUGACUUUUGAAGUCACACGGUGUUUAACAGACAACCUGGAUCCUCUUUGUUGUAAGGCAUGAUGAAGGACAACUCAUCCCUUCUGUUAUGUAUAACCUUGGAGAUUCUGGAUGAAGCGACUAUCCCUUUGAUUCACAACCCGAGAGAGCCUAUGGUUCAUUUGCCGAGAGAUUAAAAAAAGAUGGGUGAAGGUGCCUCUGGAUUCUAAUCAAACCCUGCCAAUAGCAUGAUGGGUAACUGAGGGCAAGUUACACUUUCUCUUCCUAAAAUCCCUCUUCUAAGGCUCAGAUGGGAAGGGUAGCCUUGCAAGAAUGCAUUGUGACCACAGUUCUUGGCAUGAAAGAUGAACGAGUUGCAGCCUUAUGCCAAAAAGUAUUUUCUUGCAUUUACAUUCAUUACUUAGAAUGAUCACAUUAUUCAUUUUUUCCCUAGCAUAGAAAUUUGCAUUUUGCACAAAAUUUGCCUGGUGCAGCAGAUUUUUAUAGUUAUGGAAACUGUCAUCAUUAUUGGAAUGUGCUGCUGCUCAACUCCCCAGACAUAAUUUAAUAUGGUGAGAAAAUGGUCUGCCUGACUCCAUGGCGAUCAGAUUUCUACAACUGCCGCAAACAGAACUCGUGUGUUUUUCCUCACUUCGGUUGUGAUUUCCAGUUCUCUUUGGCCUUUGAAACACUACAUUUCUUGAUAUUUAAGCACAAUUUUAUGUCUUUAUCUUUCAGAACUCAGUAAAUAUAGGUGUCAGGACCCAGAAAAUUUUGUGUGCUAGAUUUGCACCUGUACAAUUUUCUUCACCCAUGCUUUGUUCUUAUGCGGGCACAUGUAUAAUUUGAUGUGAAGAAGUCUAGGAACAUUUGAGCAUAUAGCUUCACCAUUGGAAGAAAAGGAGCCAGGAAAAAUAGUCUGUCUCUCACUUGGAGCCCUAGAGGAUGACUCAACAUCUCUUAUAGGCAGUCAACUGUUCAGAACUUACUACUCUCUUGACUGUUCAUAAUCAGGAAAGCUAUUGGCCUCUCGGUUGUUUGUUGAAAUUUAUCUCCUUCUUUAUGUGGUUAAAUUAUUUUGUUUUGAUAAAAAUAAAAUUGAAAAGAAAAA